AUGGAGAUAAAGAAGGUAUCACUUUCAUUACUGAUGGGUCUCGGAAUCAUUGCAAUGAUUGCAUCAAUUACUAAAACCAUUCAACUGCAAGCGAUCACAGCAAAAGCGGACAUCACUUAUGCCAUGGCCCAUCUUGCUACGUGGUGGACCCUCGAAGCGUAUCUUGUCAUCAUCGCGACUUCGAUACCCACAUUGAGGCCGAUCAUGUCCACGAAUAGGGGCAAAGAAAUUAAUCGAACAAGAGGUCGAAUAUCAGUGACAGCCAUCAGGCUAGCUAUGUUCAUAGCAAGCAGCUCGAAAGAAGUGAUGAUUCAAAACUUCUAG
Trichophyton rubrum CBS 118892 is the source of this 324-nucleotide messenger RNA. RefSeq lists its product as uncharacterized. The transcript has 2 exons. The record is from RefSeq and is a predicted model, not a curated record. Lineage: Eukaryota; Fungi; Ascomycota; Eurotiomycetes; Onygenales; Arthrodermataceae. Bases 1 to 324 code for a protein of 107 amino acids.